GUCAAUGAAAGUCAAACUGAAACUAACUACUAAGUAAAAAGUUCGUGACCGAUCUUCAAAAUUUAUCUCAAAAUAUUGAUGAGCUAAUCGUAAAUAUAUAAAAAUUAUGAAAAUUUUAUAUGAUACAAGAUAAUAAAAAUGUCUGAGAAAGAAGGAGGAUUUUUCUAUAACAUCGAGAGUUUGUUGGAAAAGGAUUAUCGUGGAGUAAAUAUUGCCGUGUACAGCAUAGCCACUGCUGGACUUGCUCUAGCUAUACACAAAAUCCGUCCAGUAAGCAAAUUUUCGAAAGCGAGUAAGAUACCAGAACAUUUUUUUAAACAACAUGAGCCAUUGAAGGGUGUUUAUGCUGGAGUUCAGCACUCGCCAGUAAGGCUCCUGAUUAAUCACAAGGCACCUGUUUACUUACCUUUAUGGCAUUCAAGUAAACCACCUCUGCCAGUAAAGCUAUGGGGAGUUGAUAUUGUUAGUGGAAAUGCUAUGAAUUGGCUGGACUGUGUAGCAAAAGGACAAAAAGUUACUUUAAAGCCUAUUGCUCGAGAGAAAGAUGAUUUAGUGUCCACUGUAAUUUUGCAUUUACACCAACCAAAGACAAAAACUGAAGAAACUCUGGACCUUGGACAGAAACUGAUUGAACUUGGCUUUGCUAAAGCUUCUGUACCGCAACAAAUUGGAAAGAGAACUGUAGAAUCUAAAUUAGCACCAGCCCUCUUGUCUGCUGAGAGUCGUGCAAAGAGUCAAAGAAAUGGAAUAUGGUCAGAUCAACUGCCGCCUGUGCCUUUCUAUGUUGUGUAUUGGAGGAGAGGCUGUCACAUGACCAGAGACUUGCUUGUGCUCUCCACAAAGAAAAUACUACAAAUUAUAGUCUUCUUAUCAAAGAAUGCAUUAGUGGGUGCAAAAUAUAUAAUACGCAGACCAUUUAAGUCCAACUCAAAACAAAUACAAGCUACUUAAUUAUUGCAUUUUAUUUGUAUGUUACUUAAUAGUUAGGUGUUAGUACCAAAUGUGUUAUAAAUUACUGUAUAAUUAUUUGGUUACUUGUCUUCCUUAUUUUCAUGACUUAAAAUUCUAUUCUGUAUAUAUUUGUUGAACAAUAAAAUUACUACAAUACAAGUAAA
Molecule: messenger RNA, 1115 nt
Organism: Zerene cesonia (dogface butterfly)
Lineage: Eukaryota; Metazoa; Arthropoda; Insecta; Lepidoptera; Pieridae
Exons: 5
Coding region: 139-951 (270 amino acids)
Source: RefSeq, a predicted model, not a curated record